AUAAUCCAAAAUGGAAGUUUAAAAUGGGAUAUACGAAUCUAUAUUUGGGGUCAAAUAUGAAAGUCUCAAGGAGUAUUACUGGUUUGGGGUUUUCUUCCAUCCAUUCCGUUUCUCUCACAAUCAAUCAGGUUUUUCAGCUAUCCACUAAUUCUUGCGGUCGGGUUUUGCAAUUUAUAGUUUUAUCUCUUCUUUCCUGAAUUUUUUUUUUUUGAGUAUUCCUUUGCCAAACAUAUUUUAAUUCCUUAGCACAACUAUUGUCUUUUGAAAUGGUUAUAUGCAAUUCUAAUUCUAAUUGUGAUUCUUAUGGUAUUGGUAUCUUAUGAUUGACUACCGAAUCUCCUUAUAUGUCUGCAAUUAUCAAUUGGAUUCUUUUAAUGCGUUAUUAUUACCUGUUUAUUAGUUAGGGUUUGUAACAAUUGACGUAAGUUUCUGUAAAUGAAUUCUGAAAAUAACAACAUGAAAUUCCAAAGAAAAGAAAUUCAAGGUUUUGCAGUUGAGAAAGGGGAGCUAGCAAUGUAAUUUUUAUUGACUGUAGCACCGAUUAUGAGGAAAGAAUCAAGAAUGGCAACCUCUUAUUGUUGCAAUGCCAAGAAGAUCAAAUCUGCUGAAUUUAUAGAUUGUGAACCAGGAAGCAUUGAGAAAAGUGGUUUGGAAAAUAAAUUAUGUAGACAAGAAAGGAUUGAAAUCGGUCGGUUGUUUCAAGGUGCAGUGAGUUCCCAUGAUUGGGAGCUAGCAGAAAGUUUGAUUUUGUAUACCGAUCCACAAACACUUAAUGAUGCCUUGUGUAUCACAGUAGAUUCCAUAUGGUUUUUGAGAACAGAGGUGGAACUUAAAGGGAUAACUGAAUUUAUCAAGAAGUUAGUUGCCGACGGCGCUUGUGACUUCACAAGAGCUGUUCAAAGGACUUCAUUUCUUGCUGCAUGUGUCUCUGCUUGCCAGAGCAGGACAGUAUGCCUUGCUGAUACAAUUAGUAUAAUGGCCCAAAGGUUGCAUGAGCGUCUCCAAGAGUGCAAUGGCGAUGAAAUCUUGAAGGUAGAAGCUAGUGCUAAGGUUCAAAAGUUUACUGAAUGGGCUCUAAAAUGUAUAAGCGCCCAUUCACGACUUCAGGAUGUCGAUAGUGUUGGACACAUCUCGGCCAUUGAGGUCCAGCUCCAGUUAUCUGGCUUUAAGAUGUUCCUUGAUCUUGCUGGAAAUCGCCUUACAGGGAAGGAUUUCAGCGAGGCAUUUGAUGCGGCAUGCUUUCCUCUUACUCUUUUCUCAAGCUCAUUUGAUCCAAGUUGGGCACUUGGCAUAUCAGCUACUGUGAUCCAAGGAUUACUGGGAAUGUUAGUAGAUGGUGGUGCUGACAAUGUUAAUCAGUGCUUCUUGGAGGCCUCGCGAUUUGGUAGCACAGAACUCGUGAGAAUAUUAUUGCAGAUUGCACAAAGGAAUAACCUGGAUGUUGAUGUUGACUUGGCAUUAGGCUUUGCUUCCCAUUACUGCAAAAUAGGGACUAUGGAGUGUUUGGUGGAAGAGGGGAAUGCCAUAGCAUUUCUAGGCCCUUUGAUGAGAGCUGCCGAAAGGGGCUGCAUUCAAGUUGUUGAGUGGUUUGUACAAAGGGGUAGCCGAGACAUGGAGCUAUGCCUUGCCCUUACAGCAGCCACUUCUAGCUGUCAAGUUGACAUAGCUGCAUACAUUCUUCCACACGUACCUCGGCACGUCCUUUCUACACUUAGUAUCGAAAUUAUCAAGGCUGCCGGUGAGCGCAGCGGUGGAUCUCUUGACGGCGUAGCAUUUCUGCUGCAAUCUGAUUUCUUAGGUGAUCCUGCAUCUACUUAUGCUGUUGCAGAUAUCAUUGCUAAAUCAGAGGAUGAGGGUGUUGCUUCUGAACUAAGGACUUUUCUCCAUGAGCAUUGGUCAGAAGCAGCAUACUUGGAAGGAGUAAGGCUAGGACAAGAGCAUUACAUGAACCUGUUAAGAAUCAUUAAAUGGGGAGGGUGUUUAAAAGAUCUUCCAAUUCCAUUGAUAAUUGCUAUUGCUUAUCUCCCUCUUUAUAGAGAGUGUAGCAAAGCUGGUGGCUGUUUGUUUUCCCAAAGGCUUAGGGGACAAUUGGUGGAGGCCACAAGAAGGCUUGGGAAUACUGAUGAUAGGGUGUUUGAUGAUCUUACCAAUUCUAGAGAACUUCUGCUUGUUCUAGAGCAUCACCUUCCUGAUUUUCUAGUUUCUACACGCCCAUUGACUAGCUAGAUUAAGUUAUGCUGUAAAAAAGUUGAAAAUGCUAAUUUUACGACCACAAGUCAAGCUAUAACGAACAACCUGGAGAAAAAGUUAGAAUUGUUUUCAUUAUUAUGAAGACAAUUCUAACUUCCUUUAGGUUGUUGCUUGACUUGCAAUCGUCAAAUUUGCAUUUCUUGUAUUUUUCUUAUAAUAUUUAUUUAAUUCCACUUCAUUUCAUUAUUAUUUA
Arachis duranensis is the source of this 2443-nucleotide messenger RNA. RefSeq names its product ankyrin repeat protein SKIP35. Lineage: Eukaryota; Viridiplantae; Streptophyta; Magnoliopsida; Fabales; Fabaceae. The record is from RefSeq and is a predicted model, not a curated record. The transcript is spliced from 3 exons. The coding region runs from base 544 to 2226 and encodes 560 amino acids.